This is a messenger RNA of Oxyura jamaicensis (ruddy duck), 1167 nucleotides long. Its product is annotated as AMP deaminase 2-like. Gene Ontology annotation, molecular function: AMP deaminase activity. Gene Ontology annotation, cellular component: cytosol. NCBI's taxonomy places the organism in Eukaryota, Metazoa, Chordata, Aves, Anseriformes, Anatidae. Gene Ontology annotation, biological process: IMP salvage; AMP metabolic process. The transcript has 7 exons. The record is from RefSeq and is a predicted model, not a curated record. The annotation marks the transcript as partial.
CAGGAGGUGAUGUCCGACCUGGAGGAGAGCAAGUACCAAAACGCCGAGCUGCGGCUCUCCAUCUACGGCCGCUCCCGGGAUGAGUGGGACAAGCUGGCCUGCUGGGCCGUCAACCACCGCGUCCACUCCAACAACGUCCGCUGGCUCGUGCAGGUGCCCCGGCUCUUCGAUGUCUACCGGACGAAGAAGCAGUUAGCCAACUUCCAGGAGAUGCUGGAGAACAUCUUCCUGCCCCUCUACGAGGCCACCAUCCACCCUGCCCAGCACCCCGAGCUGCACCUCUUCCUGGAGCACGUGGACGGCUUCGACAGCGUGGAUGACGAGUCCAAGCCCGAGCACCACAUCUUCAACCUGGACAGCCCCCUGCCAGGGAACUGGGUGGAGGAGGACAACCCGCCCUACUCCUACUACCUGUACUACAUGUACGCCAACAUGACGGUGCUCAACCACCUCCGGCGGAAACGCGGGUUCCACACCUUCGUGCUGCGCCCGCACUGUGGCGAGGCCGGCCCCAUCCACCACCUCGUCUCGGGCUUCAUGGUGUCGGAGAACAUCUCGCACGGCUUGCUGCUCCGCAAGGCCCCCGUGCUGCAGUACCUGUACUACCUGGCGCAGAUCGGCAUCGCCAUGUCCCCGCUGAGCAACAACAGCCUCUUCCUCAGCUACCACCGCAACCCCCUGCCCGAGUACCUCUCGCGGGGGCUCAUGGUCUCCCUCUCCACCGACGACCCCCUCCAGUUCCACUUCACCAAGGAGCCGCUGAUGGAGGAGUACAGCAUCGCCACGCAAGUCUGGAAGCUGAGCUCCUGCGACAUGUGCGAGCUGGCCCGCAACAGCGUCCUCAUGAGCGGCUUCUCCCACAAGGUGAAGAGCUACUGGCUGGGCCCCCACUACCUGAAGGAGGGGCCGGAGGGCAAUGACAUCCGCCGCACCAACGUCCCCGACAUCCGCGUCAGCUACCGCUUCGAGACGCUGUGCCAGGAGCUGACGCUCAUCACGCAGGCGGUGCAGAGCGAGGAGCUGGAGACCAUCCAGGAGGAGGACGCGCUCACCAUCACCUCCGCUCUGCCCCCCCGCUGAGCCCCCCGCUCCCGGCCCCGUGUCCCCCCUGGCCGCUGCUGCUCCCCUCCUGCUGCCCAGUGCCCUGGGCCCCCCCCCCCCCCCCGC